GAGCAAAGUCGGCCGCAAUGGCGGGAGGGAGAGCACGCGAGAGAAAAGUGAGCGCGCGCCGUUGUCUCGCCCCCACAGCGUUUAGUGACUGACAGCGACAGCGUCGUUCAUCUGUGAAAAACAAUAAACCACGGUUUUCUUCUCCAGUGACUGGACACUCUUAUCAUGUCGAAAGGCACGGUAGUUUUGGCCUACAGCGGCGGGUUGGACACUUCGUGUAUUCUGGUAUGGCUGAAGGAGCAGGGGUAUGAUGUGAUUGCCUACCUGGCAGAUAUUGGGCAAGAUGAAGAUUUUGAAGCUGCCCGGAAAAAGGCAGAAAGCCUUGGUGCAAAGAAGAUUUUCAUUGAAGACCUGCGUGCAACAUUUGUUGAAGAGUUCAUCUGGCCUGCAAUUCAGGCCAAUGCUGUCUAUGAGGAUCGCUAUCUGUUGGGAACUUCAGUAGCACGGCCCUGCAUCGCCCGUCGUCAAGUUGAGAUUGCAAAGAGUGAGGGUGCUCAGUAUGUCGCCCAUGGUGCAACUGGAAAGGGCAAUGACCAGGUACGCUUUGAGCUCACAUGCUAUGCCCUCUACCCAGAGGUUAAGAUCAUUGCACCUUGGAGAAUCCCUGAGUUCUACACCCGCUUCCGUGGAAGGACAGACCUGUUGGAAUAUGCAGAGGAGCGUGGUAUCCCUGUCCCUGUCACGCCAAAGGCACCAUGGAGCAUGGACGCAAAUCUCAUGCAUAUAAGCUAUGAGUCUGGCAUCCUGGAAAAUCCCAAGAACCAUGCACCUCCUGACCUGUACCUGAUGACCAAGAGCCCAGCAGAUGCUCCAAAUGUCCCUGAUCAGCUGGAGAUAGAGUUCAAAAAGGGUGUGCCUAUCAAGGUGACACAUUUGAAGGAUGGAACAUCAAAGAACAAACCUCUGGAGCUUUUCCAGUAUCUCAAUGAGAUUGGAGGAAAGCAUGGAGUGGGCAGGAUCGACAUUGUGGAGAACCGUUUCAUCGGCAUGAAGUCUAGGGGAAUCUAUGAAACCCCUGGAGGAACCAUCCUCCUUCAUGCCCAUCUGGACAUUGAGACCUUCACAAUGGAUAAGGAAGUGCGCAGGAUUAAGCAGGGACUCGGCAUCAAGUUUUCAGAACUCCUCUACAAUGGUUUCUGGUACAGUCCCGAGUGUACGUAUGUGCGCAACUGCAUAGCCGCAUCGCAGGAGAAUGUUGAGGGCAAAGUACAGCUUUCAGUCUUCAAGGGUCAUGUCUACAUCCUGGGAAGAGAGUCGCCCAUGUCUCUGUACAAUGAAGAGCUGGUCAGCAUGGACGUGCAAGGAAACUACGACCCAUGUGAUGCCUCUGGAUUCAUAAAGAUCAACGCUGUCAGGCUCCGGGAGUAUCACCGUUUGCAGGGUUCAUUUGGUGGCAAGAAAUAAAGUAUUGCAGCCCAUCAGCUCUCACCUGUUCCUUUAGGGUUAGAACUUCGUGCCGUCAUACUGUGCCUCAUGAUUGCCUGUUGCCUUAUUCUCCUCAGUUAUACCAUUGU
This is a messenger RNA of Thalassophryne amazonica, 1514 nucleotides long. RefSeq names its product argininosuccinate synthase 1 (gene ass1). The coding region runs from base 166 to 1404 and encodes 412 amino acids. Lineage: Eukaryota; Metazoa; Chordata; Actinopteri; Batrachoidiformes; Batrachoididae. Gene Ontology annotation, cellular component: cytoplasm. The transcript is spliced from 15 exons. Gene Ontology annotation, biological process: L-arginine biosynthetic process; urea cycle. The record is from RefSeq and is a predicted model, not a curated record. Gene Ontology annotation, molecular function: argininosuccinate synthase activity; ATP binding.